CACACUCUCUCUCUCUCUCUCUCUCUGAGCUCCGGCGGCUCCAUGUCUCUCCUGGCGUGUCUUUCGUCGGUGGGAAUGAUGAGGACAGACGUGGUUCUUCACAGGAGGAAGCGCAGAGACGUUCUGCUGUACAUCAUCGCUGUAGUUUUGCUGAUAUUCGCAGUGGUUCAUCUCGUCUUCUACGCUGGAAAGAGUUUUCAGGGUUCGGCUGAAGUGAGAGUCCGGCGGGAUCUCGAUAAUGCAUCUGACUGCAUCCCGCCACAGUCGUCUGAAUUUCCUGAAGGAUUCUUCACGGUUGAGGAGAGGAAGGACGGAGGGAUUCUGAUUUAUUUCAUGAUCAUUUUCUACAUGCUUCUGUCCGUGUCCAUUGUGUGUGGUGAUUACUUCCUGCCGUCUCUGGAGCUCAUCAGCGAGCGUCUCGGUCUUUCGCAGGACGUCGCUGGAGCUACUUUCAUGGCCGCCGGGAGCUCAGCACCGGAACUCGUCACGGCGUUUCUGGGUGUGUUCGUGACGAAGGGAGACAUCGGUGUGAGCACCAUCAUGGGAUCGGCCGUCUAUAACCUGCUGUGCAUCUGUGCGGCGUGUGGCCUGCUGACCUCUGCGGUGGGUCGUCUCUCCUGCUGGCCGUUGUUCAGGGAUUGUGUGGCGUACGCCAUCAGCGUCACCGCAGUCAUCGCCAUCAUCUCAGAUAACAGAGUUCACUGGUAUGACAGCGCCUGUCUUCUGCUGGUGUAUGGCGUGUACGUGUGUGUGCUGUGUUUCGAUCUGAAGAUCAGUGAGUACGUGAUGCAGCGCUUCAGCCCGUGCUGCUCGUGUCUGAAUAAGAGCUUGCGGGAGCACGACGAACAGCAACCGCUGGUGGGAUGGAGCGACGACAGCAGCCUCCGCCUUCACCGCCGCUCCCGAGCCGACAGCGGCAUCUUCCAGGACGACUCCGGAUAUUCCCACCUCUCGCUCAGCCUGCACGGUCUUAACGAGAUAACCGACGAGCAGAAGAGCGUGUUCACGAUGCCGGAGCACGAUCUGAAGCGGAUCCUGUGGGUUCUGUCGCUGCCGGUCGUCGUGCUGCUGUUCCUGACCGUUCCCGACUGCAGGAGACGCUUCUGGAGGAGGUGCUACAUGAUCACCUUCCUGAUGUCGGCCGUCUGGAUCUCCGGAUUCACAUACGUGCUGGUGUGGAUGGUCACCGUCGUCGGCGAGACGCUGGGAAUCCCGGACACAGUGAUGGGAAUGACGCUCCUGGCGGCAGGAACCAGCAUCCCGGACACCGUGGCCAGCGUGAUGGUGGCUCGCGAAGGUAAAGCUGACAUGGCCAUGUCCAACAUCGUGGGCUCAAACGUCUUCGACAUGCUGUGUCUGGGUCUGCCGUGGUUCAUCAAGACGGUGUUUGUGGACUCUGGGUCUCCGGUGGAGGUCAACAGCAGCGGCCUGGUCUUCAUGUCCUGCACGCUGCUGCUCUCCAUCGUCUUCCUCUUUGUGUCCGUUCACAUCAACGGCUGGAAGCUGGACUGGAAGCUGGGUCUGGUGUCUCUGGUGUGUUACGUGCUCUUCGCCACGCUGUCCAUCCUCUACGAGCUCGGGAUCAUCGGGAACAAUCCCAUCCGCGCCUGCGCCGACUGAUGAGCACUGCAAUGAUACACAGCUGGGGAACCAUCGUGUGAGGACACUUUAUGGACAAAAAGUUUUUUUCACUGCAUUGCUUUUAGUGCAUCAGUGCCUCAUGUUCAUGUCAAACAAUGGGCCAUGAAGUGAUUCUGUAACAAGGGAUGCUUUUGACCUCACUGUAUCAUGAAACAUUCACACAUUCACAUAAAACAUUCUUUUAUGCUCUUCAAUCAUGUUAAACUAAAGCAAUAAGCCCUGUGAAGCCGUGGUGAAGGGGCGUUGUUAGGUAAAUUCACUG
Messenger RNA from Sinocyclocheilus grahami, 1903 nucleotides. It is a transcript of the gene slc24a5, whose product is annotated as solute carrier family 24 member 5. Gene Ontology annotation, biological process: intracellular calcium ion homeostasis; calcium ion transmembrane transport; melanocyte differentiation. The record is from RefSeq and is a predicted model, not a curated record. Gene Ontology annotation, molecular function: calcium channel activity; calcium, potassium:sodium antiporter activity. Lineage: Eukaryota; Metazoa; Chordata; Actinopteri; Cypriniformes; Cyprinidae. The transcript has 9 exons. The coding region runs from base 43 to 1620 and encodes 525 amino acids. Gene Ontology annotation, cellular component: trans-Golgi network; membrane.